Molecule: messenger RNA, 6063 nt
Organism: Phaedon cochleariae (mustard beetle)
Lineage: Eukaryota; Metazoa; Arthropoda; Insecta; Coleoptera; Chrysomelidae
Source: the annotation of a GenBank genome assembly
AUUUAUGACAAUUAAAAAUUAUAAAAUGUUGGUGUUUGGUUUGAUGGGAUAUGGAUAGAAUUUUGGGUGCAUUUCUACAGACUUAUUUCUCUCAUUUCAGUGGAUAUUGAAUAUUUUUGAAUCAUGACGGACAGUGACGAGGAAAUUAAUAAAAGCAAGAAAUACUUAACUGGAUUUUUCUUUGGAAAUAUUGACGAUUCUGGUAAUCUUGAGAGCGACGUUUUCGACUCCAGUGAACGAAAACAACUAAUAUCUCUAUCAAGGUUGGGAUUCAGUUCCUACUUUGAUGAUAUAUAUAAAGAUGAAAAAAUCAAAGAUGAAGUAGACAGUGAUGGUGAAACACAAUCCUCAUUCACUAUCAAGCAAGAGCAUAUAGAUAUCAAGAAUGAAGGCUAUGAAUCUCUGGGUAGCCAGGGUGACAGCCAAUAUUAUUCUGAUCUAAGCCAGCGUAGUGACCUGAGUGACCCAAGAACCCUGAGCCAGAACACUUAUGAUUCUGGUGUGGAUCCAAAGUCUCCUUCAGCACAGGAUUAUUCUGAUAUAACUGAGUUGGCAGAUGAUGAAUGUAGUGGGUUGAAUGAGGACUAUGAUGCAGAUGAUGAAAGACCUAAAAAAGAUGAUCAACUCAUGCCUCCUCCUCCUACACCAUCUACCAAGGGGUCUCAGGAGUUUGAUUCACUUGGUUCAAAUGAAAUGGAUAAGAGGAAGCUUGAGACUCCAUUGGCAGCUAUGUUACCCUCUAAAUAUGCUAAUGUUGAUGUAACAGAAUUGUUUCCAGAUUUCAGACAUGGAAAAGUGUUGAGGUUCUCUAGAGUUUUUGGACCUGGAAAACCAAGCAGUUUGCCAAACAUAUGGAAAAAUGUGAGAAAGAAAAGGAAGAAGCAUAAACAUAAAGAAAACAAUCAGCAUGAAUCUGAUUCAAAUUCAGAGGAGGAUAAACCUCAGGGCAGAGGUUGGUUCUUUGACUAUGCAGAACCAAAACCUGAGUUACUGAAGACUGAUGAUGAGGAGACAUUUUUGAAACCUGUAGAAACUUCUAAUGAGGAUAACAAACAAGACAUUGAGAAAAAAGAUGAUUCAGGGCCCAAAGCUGCUGAUUGGAGGUUUGGGCCAGCUCAAAUUUGGUAUGAUAUGCUAGAGGUGCCAGAAACAGGUGAUGGUUUCAAUUAUGGAUUCAAAGUGAAGGAGAAAACAGAUGAAACAGAGUAUCAGCCCCACCAACCGGAAACCAACCAGUCCAUCCCCUCGGAAGAAGAGUACCCCGAUGACGCGUUCCUCAUGGUCACCCAGCUGCACUGGGAGGACGACGUCGUGUGGGACGGCAACGACAUCAAGCACAAGGUGCUGCAGAAGCUCAGCUCGAAAACGAACGCGGCGGGGUGGGUGCCGAGCAGCGGCAACAGGACAGCGCAGGCGUUCAGCCAGCCGGGAAAGGGGGGGACCGGGGUCAGGAUGCCUGCCGUACCUAACGCGCCCCUGCAGGGGUUGAAGACCAAGACGCAAAUGUUGAAACCUAGACCUGACCAGGAUCAAGAUGACACCUGGUAUUCCAUUUUCCCAGUGGAAAACGAAGAUUUGGUCUACGGCCGUUGGGAAGACGAUGUCAUUUGGGAUGCAGAAAAUAUGACCAAAGUACCGAAACCGCUCAUUUUGACUUUGGAUCCUAACGAUGAAAAUAUCAUUCUCGGUAUCCCAGAUGAUAUAGAUCCGUCUAAACAGGUGGCAGGUCAGGCGACACCUGUGAAAGUCAAAAUUCCCCACCCUCACGUGAAGAAAUCGAAAAUUUUGCUAGGAAAGGCAGGUGUCAUCAAUGUUCUUCAGGAAGAUACUCCCCCACCUGCUCCAAAAUCACCUGACAGAGACCCUUUCAACAUUUCAAAUGACAUAUAUUAUCAACCUCGCACCUCAGAAACGACUCUGAGACUGAAAGUGGGCGGGGCCAAUCUGAUACAGCACUCCACACCAGUGGUGGAAUUGAGGGCGCCCUUCAUACAGACCCACAUGGGCCAGAUGCGGCUCAGGAACUUCCACCGGCCGCCGAUCAAGCGGUUCUCGCACGGGCCGUUGUCUCAGCCUGGGCCGCAUGGGGUCAUGGCCUUGGUGAAACACAUCAAAAAGAAGGCAAAGCAAAGAGAAUCUGAAAGAAUGGCUUCAGGUGGCGGUGAUGUAUUCUUUAUGAGGGCUGCCGAAGAUCUGACUGGUCGGGAUGGAGAUUUGAUCCUCGUGGAGUUCUGUGAAGAGCAUCCCCCUCUAAUGAAUCAGGUCGGUAUGUGUUCGAAAGUCAAAAACUACUACAAGAGAAAAGCUGGGAAAGAUUCUGGACCCCCGACAUAUAGAUAUGGAGAGACUGCUUAUGCACAUACUUCCCCAUUUUUGGGAAUUUUGCACCCCGGGCAGUCUAUACAGGCGAUCGAAAACAACAUGUACAGGGCGCCAGUGUACGAACACCAAAUCCCCGAAACGGAUUUCUUGAUAAUAAGAACUCGUCAGCAGUACUAUAUCAGGGAGUUGGACGCUCUGUAUGUGGCCGGUCAACAGUGUCCCUUGUACGAAGUCCCCGGACCGAAUUCGAAGAGAGCCAAUAAUUUCGUCAGGGAUUUCCUUCAAGUUUUCAUUUAUCGCCUGUUCUGGAGGAGCAGGGACAUUCCCAAAAGGAUAAAAAUGGACGAUAUCAAGCGGGCCUUUCCCUCACAUUCUGAGAGCAGCAUCAGGAAACGGCUGAAGCUGUGUGCCGAUUUCAAAAGGACAGGUAGGAUGGAUUCAAACUGGUGGGUGAUCAAGCCUGAAUUUAGGUUGCCGACAGAGGAAGAGAUCCGUGCGAUGGUAUCGCCCGAACAGUGUUGCUCCUAUUUCAGUAUGGUAGCUGCAGAACAACGCCUCAAAGAUGCCGGUUAUGGCGAAAAGUUCCUAUUCACGCCGGCCGAGGACGACGACGAGGAGAUGCAGCUGAAGAUGGACGACGAGGUGAAGGUGGCGCCGUGGAACACGACCCGCGCCUACAUACAGGCGAUGCGCGGCAAAUGUCUGCUGCAGCUGACCGGGCCUGCGGAUCCGACGGGGUGCGGCGAGGGGUUCAGUUAUGUGCGGGUGCCGAACAAGCCGACGCAGAGCAAGGAGGAGCAGGAGUCGCAGCCAAAGAGGACGGUGACUGGUACUGACGCAGAUUUGCGUCGGUUGUCGCUGAACAAUGCCAAGGCGUUGCUGAGAAAGUUUGGGGUGCCGGAAGAAGAGAUCAAAAAACUCUCUCGCUGGGAAGUCAUCGACGUAGUCCGCACCCUGUCCACGGAAAAAGCCAAAGCCGGGGAAGAAGGCAUGGACAAGUUCUCGCGUGGUAACCGGUUUUCGAUCGCCGAGCACCAGGAGCGCUACAAGGAGGAAUGCCAACGGAUAUUCGACUUGCAGAACCGCGUUUUGGCCAGCGGCGAGGUUCUCAGUACCGACGAGGGCGAGAGCUCUGAGGACGAGAGCGACGAGGAUAUCGAGGAGAUGGGCAAGAACAUCGAGAAUAUGCUGGCCAACAAGAAGACCAGCACCCAGUUGUCACUAGAGAGAGAAGAACAGGAGAGACAAGAGUUGAGAAAGAUGAUCAUGGAAGGCGAGAAAGAAAGGCAAAAGGACAAGAAAAAGAGUGAAGAGGAUCAAAGUGAAGAUACAAAUUUCAGUCAAGGUCGGGUAUUGAAGAUAAUCCGCACCUUCCGAGACCACACCGGCAAAGAGUACACGCGAGCGGAAUUCGUGCGAAAAGCCGCGGUGAUCGACGCCUACGUCAAAAUCCGCACCACCAAGGACGAGGCGUUCAUCAAGCAGUUCGCCACUUUAGAUGAAGCGCAGAAGGAGGAGAUGAAGCGCGAGAAGCGUCGCAUCCAGGAGCAGCUGCGCCGCAUCAAGCGCAACCAGGAGAAGGAGAAGAUGGGCGGGCCGCACGCCCACACGCCAGCGCCCAUAGUGCCGCCGCCCGGGGCGGUCGAGAAGCUGCCCAAUCCCAACGAAUUUUCCAUGAUGCCGACUACCCCUACAACAAGCAAAAAUAUAACUAAUUCUCCACCUAAGUCACGAAGGAAGACCAAGUUGAAGCCUGAUUUGAAACUGAAGUGUGGGGCUUGUGGCAAUGUUGGGCAUAUGAGGACCAAUAAGGCUUGUCCACUUUAUCAGACCACUACAGGAAUGAUAGCACCGAUAAAUGUUGCCAUGACAGAAGAACAAGAAGAAGAUAUUGAAAAACAGUUGAACACUGAUGAUGAAGACCUAGUCAACGUAGACGGCACUAAAGUUAAACUUUCCGGAAAGUUACUGAAGCAUGCUGAGGAGAUCAAACGGAGAAGUUUGAUGCUGAAAGUGCCAAAAGAUGCUCUUGGUAAAAAGAGGAGAAGGGCCAACAGCGACCUACACUGUGAUUAUCUGAAGAAACACAGCAGGCCCGCGAACAGAAGAAGAACGGAUCCUGUCGUUGUACUAUCUACAAUACUAGAAAAUAUCUUGAACGAAAUGAGGGAUAUGCCCGAUGUGCAACCGUUUUUGUUCCCUGUUAAUUCAAAGUUGGUGAUGGAUUAUUAUAGAAUUAUUCAAAGACCCAUGGAUCUUCAGACAAUUCGCGAAAAUCUGAGACAGAAAAAGUACCAGAGCAGAGAAGAAUUUCUCGCUGAUGUGAAUCAAAUUGUUGAAAAUUCUAGUUUAUAUAAUGGACCCAACAGCAGUCUCACUUUAGCCGCACAAAGAAUGUUAGACAAGUGCGUCGAACGAUUAGGAGAGAAAGAAGACAGACUGAUGAAGCUCGAAAAAGCUAUCAACCCAUUGCUGGACGAUGACGAUCAGGUAGCUUUCACCUAUAUACUCGAUAACAUAUUGAACACCAAAUUGAAGACCAUGUCGGAGUCGUGGCCUUUCUUGAAGCCUGUCAACAAAAAGUUGGUCAAGGAUUAUUACAGCAUCGUCAAGAGGCCUAUGGAUUUGGAGGCUAUUUCAAAACGUGUUGCUACUCAUAAAUAUCAUAGCAGACAUGAAUUUUUGGUGGAUGUGGAACAAAUUUUGGAAAAUUGUGUGCUCUACAAUGGCAAAGAUUCCGGUUUCACUGAUAAGGCUGAACAGCUGGUGAAAGUUUGCAAAGAAACUCUAGAUGAAUUUGACGAACAUCUUACUCAACUGGAGAACAAACUAUUAUUGGCCCAAGAGCGUGCCUACCAAGAUGACGAUCAGACAUGGAUGGGCGGUGACGAGGAAAACUACACCAUCGCCGAACCAGAUAGAGCCAGCCAGACCAGUUCGCCUGACCACCUCUCGUCUGUCAAAUCCCAAUUAGACGAGUACGAUCUCAUAGAUGUGGAGGGAGAAGGUGCACUGCAAGGUUUGGAAGACGCCAUGUUUCCUAAACCUGCCAAACAGAAGAAGAAAAUCAAGCGAGAAGAAGCGCACACUCUCGAAGAAGACCUCCAAUUCUCCAGUGAAGAGGAGCUGGACGAGGUGCCACUGAACGAAUUCGAAGACGACACCGACCACAAGGGCCUCCUCAUAUCGGCCGAGAUACCCUUGGUGGGGGCGGACGAUGACAGCCAACAGGCCGCCGAAGCCAUGGUGCAGCUGGGCACCAUGGGCUUCUACCCGCCCAACGAGGAGGAGACGGAAACGGAGACUUUGGUCUACAAAGAUGAGAGCAUGGACGUGGAUCCGAAUUACGACCCCUCAGACUUUCUGAUGUCCGGUCUGCCUCUGCGCAAAGUGGAAGACUUCAACCAAGAGACCGGCAUGAAGAUACACGACGACCUGGCGGUGAGCGAGAGCGACGACGAGGGGCCGAACGUGUCGCACCAACCGGAACAUAAUGAGUACUUCCUAAGAUGGAAGAUCAAAUUGAAUCCUUCAAAAACACAAUUGGUCGCACUCGGAAGGGAGUGGUGGCCUCCCAAAACCAGAUUAGUCCUGGAUCGUCAUGAGUUAGAGUGGUCUUCACAGGUUAAAUACUUAGGUGUGUGCAUUGACAAAAAGCUCACCUGGGCCCAGCACAUUGAACAGCAAGUUUCAAAAGCUAAACGAGCCAUUGGAGCCCUGUAUCCAUUUCUAAACAGAUGA